Bradysia coprophila is the source of this 5135-nucleotide messenger RNA. It is a transcript of the gene wake, whose product is annotated as ankyrin repeat and fibronectin type III domain containing protein wide awake. Gene Ontology annotation, molecular function: protein binding. Gene Ontology annotation, cellular component: spindle. The record is from RefSeq and is a predicted model, not a curated record. Gene Ontology annotation, biological process: regulation of establishment of bipolar cell polarity; signal transduction; establishment of mitotic spindle orientation. Lineage: Eukaryota; Metazoa; Arthropoda; Insecta; Diptera; Sciaridae.
CAGUAAAUUAAGGUACUAAAGUGCAAACAAUCCGAAAAAAUGCUCAAUUGUGGUAUAUGUAUUUAACGUAAAAGUGAAUUCAUUUGGGGCCUGUGUUCGAGACCCGAGCAGGGAUCUCAGUAUGGAUGAUGGAUCUAAGAAAAGUGAAAAAGCAACAACAUCUUUAUCUAUUGACAGAGCUGCUUUUUUAAUACUUCGUGUUAAGAAGGCUUUUAAGAAGAAGCGACAACAACGAAAGGACAGACAAGCUGCGCAACAAGCUGCCGCUUUAGCAGCGAAUACAAGUGCUGGAGAUCGAAAAGGUCCACCACCACUGUUACGUUCACGAACACUGCCAUCGAUUAUAGUUCCUGGAAUAGCAAUUUUGCAAAAUCAAAUCGAUUCGUCACGUUUAGUACCAGGUGAUGGCUACAGUGGUAUCAACUUUGCAGCACGGCUGUCACUACAGCCACGACCAUCAAGAAUUUCCCUAGCGAGUGACGACAGUUCAUUUGAAUACCGUAGAAAGUCAUCUGGCGGUUCCCAUUACAGUGUAUCAUCGAGCAACAAUAACGCUGAUCCCCAUAUUUACGCAUGUGAUGAUGUUGAACGUCAUCCAGACGGAACAGUCGUGUUGCGAAUUCCUGCACCACAUGUUGUGGCUGCGCGUGCAUAUCGUAUGUCCAGUUCAGCGGGUCUUUUGGGAGUGGGAUGCAUAUCGUCCAGUAGUACCUCACAGCAAUAUAAUUCAUCAAAUGCGUCUUCGUUUCAAGAGAAGACGCCGCUGUAUCGAUUGGCAAAGCUGUUAAAUCAAAAUAUAAAACCAAGUCAGUGUCCUAUUUUGAAAGACGAAACACCUAGACGAUUGUCGUGGGAAAGAAGGGAAAAUGCGGCUAACAAUCGUCUACCAAGAUCAGCUAGUAUUGAUUCAAUGGUUGAAGCAGUUUGGAGCGAAUCAUCACGUCCAUCUCUAACGGUAGAUCCGCCCGAAUCGUAUCCACAAAAUCUGCAAACAUUAGCAAUAAACAAUGAAAGUUCAAGUCGCAGGGAAAGUUUACUAAGUCCAUCCUCGGGUCGACGAACAAAGCAGCACCGAGGAAUUAAUUCACUUUUCUCAGCAGUAGAAAAUGGUCAUUUGGAUAAAGCAAGAACAAUAUUGGAGUCAACAGAUGUGGACGUAAAUAGCUUAAAUAGUGACGGUCUUUCACCAUUGGAUGUAGCGGUAUUAAGCAAUAACCGAUCGUUGACUAAAAUGUUACUGGAACAUGGUGCUAUUGAAGGAACUCAACUUAAAAAUUCGGAUUCACUUGGGAAUCAUUUGAAUUCGCUGCUUCAUGAUGCUGAAAACAGAAUUCACGAAUUGGGUAGCGGUGCUGAGGAUAUUUCUCAACCCCCAUUCAGUACUAGAGCUUCUUUUUCUAGUAUUAUUGGUAAUGCAUAUCCAGGUCCCUCAGUUACUGGCUGUGCUGGAAAUGAAGCGGACAAACAAAUUGGUAUUUGGGAACGUCGAGUCAAAGGUCUGAGACGGAUGCUUCUAGGAUGGGAUCAAGUGAAGCCGCCGGAUCCGCCCCAUUGUACAACAAUUGACGUUACGUCUAAUAAUUCGGUGACAAUACGAAUACAAGAAUCGACAGAAGGAGCAAUCACAACCAAAUUUAAAAUUCAAUGGUCAACGCGUUGUGAUUUCAGCAAUAUAGUUGGAGACCGUGAAGUAAAUGAAUGGAACAGUUUUCAAGGUAUUAUGGGUUCGGCAUGUCGGAUUAGUGAUUUAACACAAGGGCGCCGAUAUUUCUUUCGGGCAUGCUGUGGUAAUGUAAAGGGAUGGGGCCAAUAUCGUCAAUCAAUUCCAAAUAGUGUGAUUCCGUCAAGCUGGAGAGAUAUUGAGCACAAGGAGUCGAGAUUUACUGGUAGACAACGAAUUUUAGAUGAUUUAUUUACCGCUGUGCGAAUGGCCCGACCAGAGGACGCGUCAGAAAUACAGUUAGAUAUACCAGCACUGCAACGAAGAAACCCAAAGAAGAAAACUACAAUCAAACAACUGUUUUCAGCAGCAUCGAAAUUUCAGAAAACUUUAAAAAGGGGAAUAUAUCUUGCCUGUAUUUUGUACCACGAAGACAAAGUAUUAGUCACAAAUGAAGACUUUUUGCCAGUUGUCGAAAUCGAUGAAAAUUAUCCCAGCUGUCUUCAUACCGAUUACAAUUGGUUGAUGAAGGUGGCCUGUACGUGGGAUGAUGUUAAAUCGCUACGAAACGAUAUGGAAAAGAAUCCGACAUCAGCCGUACAUUUUCGUACAAAACUUCUAUCAGCCGUUUGUCAAAUGCAAUCUGCAUUAUGUAUACAAGAUCUGGGCCAGUUGUACCACAAACCUCUACGGGAUUCGAUGGGAACGAUUGUCCUUUCCUGCAUAAACAAUGUGAAAAGCUCCAAGAGUGUGUCAGUUCUAAAUUCACGUUGGAUUCCACUGAAUAAAAUUCAAAAAAAGCUAAUCGCAAUACACGAGGAUAAUAACAUAAACGAAAUUCUACUCAGCUCAAUUCAAGAUCAAAUCAGUUACCAUCAAUCGUCGGCCAUCAAAUUAGCGAAAGGCCUGUACAUAGGUUAUUUGAAGAUGCAAAGUUCAGUGGAUCAAAUUCAGAUUGUGGUCCCAACGAAAACACCGAAUGUUCUUCCACACUGCAAAAUUAGAGAUAAUCCACACAUAUCGGCAGAAGAAUGGGAUUUUCUUCGAACGAAUAAAGCGAGAAGUUCAUACGAAAUGGUACAAAAGGAACCGACUGACGUGCAGGAAUUGUUUUUAGAGUCUUUAAUACAUGCUGCACAUCGAAUUUUCAAAUAUAUGGAAAUAUCAUCCGAACAUGCACUAGCUCAUCGGCUCUAUAAUUUUGAGGUUAUGGAACUUAGUCCAGAGGUAAGCUUUUUGGUCGUAUGUCCACCCGCCGAACUGUCAUGUGCUGUACCAGGCCAACGGGAAAUGCUAUUACAACGAGGAGAUUUGCUCAGUUUGCCAAUUCAGGUCUUUGAAAUGGUUCAUCUGAAAACCUAUCACAGUGGAAUCAUUCAGAAAUACUCCCGAUUGUCUUGCAUUCUGGAACUGGACACCGUGCUGGCAAAUCAUUCGCAUAGAGAAGCUUUUUCAUCUGUUGAAGUGCAGGCAGCUAAAGAACGUCUCAACAAACUUCAAGACCUGUCAAAAAAUUUGAAUGAAGUUUGGAAAGGUGCUCGUUGGCUGAUGGAUGUUAUAAGUUUUGCUCGUGAUCGAUGUACGUACUUAGGAUUAAAUAUGAAGGAAAUUCUUGAGAUAAAAUCAACGAACUGUGAAUAUUUGGACGAAGAUAUCACAAAUAAACUCCACCUGCUCCAACCACCGACUGUACGUGAUAAUAAAUUAGCAAAGGGAUUACCUGGUCGAGGAAGUUGGCCAGGUCCAACAAAUUUACUUGGUGGAAAUGGACUGUUCGUAGCUGAACAUUCAAAAUCAGAGCAACAAUUGAGUCUGACUAUGUCAAAUUUAGGCUCCAGAUACCUUAGCACUGCAUCGGAAUUUGAUAAUUCUCGGAAAAACAGUGCCGACUCAAAUUACUCCCACUCGGGUAACAGCUACUAUUCGGCCGGUGAAGCUGCAGAGCCAUUUGUUCAACGCCUACCACCAUCUCGGUCUGAAGACACAUUGACUGCAACGAAGCAUUCACCGCCGUCACUCCAUCGAAAGCGGUCAAUAACAGUGAAUGCAAGCAUGUCGUCUUCAAAUUCUUUGGGAUCGAAGGAUGCCCAAAAGAGCACCGCUUCCACUACUGACGCAGUACAUGGCUAUGACCAACCGUCCGCCACAUCUAUAACACCUACUCACAAAUCUAGAUCUGUCCGCGAAUCUGUAAAGUCAAACAGACCACAUGCUGUAGAAAACUAUUUAGAGCGAUCAACCUCGUCCAAAUCCAGCAAAACCAAAGAUAUUACGAAAGAAGAUCUGCAUAUCAGUGAAGGUGAUUUGUCGAAAGCCGGCAGUAGCUCAACACAAUCGGGAACGAUACAAGUAUAUGCUGCAUAUGAAACUGGUCUGGCGAGCGGCAUUAAUUUAAAAUUGCACGUAACCACCGCAACAACGGCUCGAGAAGUAAUCGAUUUGGUUGUAAAACAAUUGAAUAUGGCUGUCGUGUUAAAGGGUAAAGAUGGCCCGAUCUAUACGAAUGCUAAAUUGGAGAAUUUCUGUUUGGUUGCCGUUAUUGGUGCUAGAGAAAGAUGUUUGCGUGAUGAUUUCAAACCGUUACAGUUACAGAAUCCAUGGAAAAAGGGUCGUCUUUAUGUCCGGCAGAAACACGAACUUCUUGCUGCUAUUGAACAUUCCAACCGAGACGCUCAAUUAAUUUAAACAAGAACGUGCAAAUUCAUGCACAAAAUACCAUCACCGACCGCCACCAACAUCAGCAACAUGGUACCAUUUUAAAUUCUAGUAUCAAGUACAGUUUACCAUUAGCCUUAGCCCCCUUUUAUCCCCUAGCAUAAGUUUUAUUAAAAGUCUGGUUUUAAAAAAGAUGAUUAAAAGAAGACGGUAAAAUUGUUGUAAAAUCUGUUAUUGUGUAUAAAUGUUUUUAUCAUCGUGAUCUAAAUGUGAAGAGAUGAAGACGAUUUUAAUGUCAAUGUUACUGAAGAUGUGAUUCCGCCGAUACGCCGCCGUUACCACCAGCCCCUCCAAUAUUGACACGGAUCGAAGAAACUCUAUAGCUAUUUUGCACUAGUUAGUAAAUGGGCUUGUUUUGCGCACUAGAUGUGAGUUUGCCGAUACGAGCGGAGCGAGUUCGGCAACACAUCGUGUGCGCAAAACCCCAUUUACUAACGUGUUAGCAACAAGAUUUUAUCUACUGUAUCUACUGUAUCAACACAAAAUCGUGCUACACAUGAUCGUAGUAGGAUUCUGUCAAUUGCGUGCGCACAAGUUUCUAUAUUGGUUAUAUGCAUAAGGCAUAUAACUAAAUAUAUAAACUUAUGCGCACGGAAAUUUUCGUGUGUAAAUUGACUGUCUUUGCUAACUAGAUUCAUGCUGAAAAUUAUGAAUUUUUUCAACUUACAGUGGAUAAAAUAGUUUUUUUUUAAUCAAUCUAAAAUUUAAGAUGAAAGUAUUUGAAUUAUUUUUGUUUUAUGUAAAAGAAGAACGAAAAACA